GGCGGAGUCGGCCGGGAUGAGUGGCGGAGGGGAAGAGACCCCUGUGGGUUGUGAGGUCCCCCCGGGCGGCGGCGGCAAGAAGCGGGACUCGCUGGGGACGGCGGGCUCCGCGCAUCUCAUUAUCAAGGAUCUUGGAGAAAUUCAUUCAAGACUUUUGGAUCACAGACCCGUUAUUCAAGGAGAAACUCGUUAUUUUGUAAAAGAAUUUGAAGAAAAACGCGGUCUUCGAGAAAUGCGAGUUCUUGAAAAUCUGAAGAAUAUGAUCCACGAAACAAAUGAACACACUCUCCCCAAAUGUAGAGAAACUAUGCAGGACAACUUACAGCAAGUCCUCCAGAGAUUGCAAGCGGCUAAUGACUCAGUCUGUAGACUCCAACGGAGAGAACAAGAACGAAGAAAGAUGUAUAAUGACCGCUUGGUAGCUAACGAGAAGCGGCACAGCCUCCAGUGGGAAGAGUUCAUGAAGGGGCAGCCCCAGAAGCGGGCAGCAGUGGACGAAGAGCACAGAAAGGCGGUGGCCAGGCUGAGGGAGCAGUAUGCCGAGAUGCAGAAGGACCUCGCCAAGUUUUCAACCUUUUAAGGAGCUGAGCCACAGCAGUGGCAGACGACGAGGAAACAUUGACUCCCCCAGACACUCCCACCCAGCCACCUCACCUCUGCUUCCAGCCUAGCGGUACACACUCGUCCAUCAGAAGAAGGGAGCUCCUGGGGUCCUGAUUGGAUGUUCCACAGAGUGCUACAUCUUUCUGGUUUUAAGUGCCUAUAUCCGAUUAUUGGAAAGGGAAGGAGUAGGAGAAAAAAAUGGGAUAAUUUUACUUUUUUGUUAAUCAGAAUUGACCCUUUUUCCCCAUUGAUUGUCUCAGAGAACUGUGGGUAUAGAUUAGGAAGAUACUUUAGUUCAUUCUUAUACAGAAUUAAUUGUGGUUUAUUAUUGUGGUUUAGAAGACAAGAAUAAGAGCUACCUGUUGUAGCCCACCGGCUAUUAGAAGAAUGCAUUAAGUGUUGUUCCAUGAGAAAUUUAGACAAAAGUCAGCUGGCCUUGGAGCACAGAUCACGUUUAAGAGAAGUGGAGAUCCCAGCAUUGUCUUCACGGCGGCCGAGUUGGCCGUGCACUGCCAGCUGGGAGAGGUUGCGAAUUUGCAGUGCAGCCGAACGCCAUGUUUCAUUGGAUAACAAAGCACACGUGUUAAGUCUUGGAGCCUUCCAGCACUUAAUAUUCUCAGCUUUUAAAACAUGCUUAGGAGGAAAAGCUUACCAGAAAUGUAUUUGGACCUUUUUUGAGCCUUUCCAAGAACCAUGAUCUUGCCCAUGGUAUUUACCUCAUUUUUGUGUCUGUCUGCUGUGGGUGAGCUUUAUUUUUAAGAUACUGAUGUCUGCACCUGUUUCAGCUGUUGAAUGAGUAUUCUGCAGAACUUGCCAAGGAACCCCUCUGGAAGGAUUUGGGCUCUUUAUGAACCAGAAGUGUUUGCUCACAUGGCAAAUGACCCACAUGACAUGUAAAUCCUCUUCAGUGUUAACAUCUGUCCUUACAAGCAAGUGUAUUAUGGUGAAACAUGUACCAAUUCUGUCACCACUGUGGUGGUUGGAAAUUUGCAUUUAACAACCUAAUCGAGAAAGUAAGUUUUUUUUUUUUUUAUUUGCCAUAGGCCAUGCAAAAGUUCAAGGCAGUAAUGUCAGAUUUAUGGCAAAUGUGGGUAAGCAAGCCUUUUGAAUACUUUGUGUUGCUCUUCAGUAGAGAAAGGCAGGAGGAAGAAAACAUCCAAGUCUGUCGUGUUAUCUCAGCGUUGCAACUGUGGAACACUGACAGUGCUUGCUGUGUAAAUUUAUGGCUUACUGUCAAAGCUCCAUUCUUGGCUGCAUGGUGAAAAUGUAAUUAAAGUUAAUAGAGGAGAUGAAAUAAGUAUUUGAGAUUUCUUUCAGUAACACUGAACGUCUGCCAACUCUCUGUGUCCGCUACUGUGGGCUUGACAGGUUCAUCAAUCAUCCUCUGGUACCUGGACCAGAAAGAGCACUUGCUGACACCAAGGCAUGUUGGAAUGUUCUUAAUUCUCUUUCAGUGGCUGGAAAAAAAAUACUUCCAAAAAUAUCCCACACGUGAAAAGGGAGGGGAAUCUUAAAUGAAAAUCCCUUUGUGUCACAGCACUUUCUGGAAUGCUACGAAUUGCCAACACACCGUUGAACAGAUGCUGUAACCGAGGGAGCAGGGUUCUGUGGACGAGCAGGACUGUGCCCUACCUGUGCUUACCCACCUUGUGCAGCACAGAUUCCGGAGAGUUUUUGUUCAUCUCCUACAAAUAAUGAAUACCUUAUGCAUUUGUAUAUAGUACAUAAAUAUCCGAGGGACUUCCUAAACCAAAGUGAAUGGACAGGCUUUUGUGUGUUAAACAUUAAGAUACUCAGGUCUGUCUUUGUAACUUUGUAGCUAAUCAACAUAGCUUCUAAGAGUUGAUUUACCUUCCUUUUGAUAUUUUAAAAUAUUUUUAGAAUUUAUUUUGAGAGACCACACCCCCCCCCCCAACCCCGGUCCACCACUGCUUCAGUCCCAAAAUGCCCUCAACAGGAACAGGGAACCCAAUCCAGCUGUCCCUGUUGGGGGAGGGGGAGCAGGAACCCAGGGACUGGAAUCUCAGCACCCCUUCCUCCUCGAGUCAGGAACUAGAAUCAAACCCAGAUACUCUGAUGUGGACAUGGGCAUCGUAACCAGCCUUGUGACUGCCAGGCCAAAUGCCCUCCCUCAUUUUGGUAUUUUUACUGGUAAGUAUUUUUGUUUGCCCAUUUCAAAGUCAUUUUGUUAUUUAGGUAUAAAAAUUGAUUUUAAUAAGUAUAUACUUCAGGAUUUCUUCUGUUUGUGUCAUUGAGCACAGGACCGAUUGUUGUCAUGGUCAAAUGCAAUAAUGUUUUGUAAUUUUACAAAAGUUAAAAUUUAUUAAAACUUUGAAGUAUUUUUGGAGACAGGCGUCUGGCCUAGUAGUUGAUACCAGUUGAGAAUUCUCUAUCCCAUAUCACAGGGCCUGGGUUCAAGGCUCAGCUCCACUCCCAGUUCCCACUUCCUGCUAACGCACGCGCUGGGAGGCAGCGUUUAGUCCUUGCCUCCCACUCGGGAGACCCAGCCUGAGUUCCUGACUCCAUUUCAGCCUGGCCCUGCCUUUGAGGAGUGAACCAGUGUCUCUUUCUCUCCCUU
Molecule: messenger RNA, 3181 nt
Organism: Lepus europaeus (European hare)
Lineage: Eukaryota; Metazoa; Chordata; Mammalia; Lagomorpha; Leporidae
Gene: BLOC1S5
Product: biogenesis of lysosomal organelles complex 1 subunit 5
Exons: 5
Coding region: 17-580 (187 amino acids)
Cellular component (GO): transport vesicle; BLOC-1 complex
Source: RefSeq, a predicted model, not a curated record